AUGGACAUUACCCAGUUUGUCGUCUCCUCGCGAGACAAGGUCGACCUGCCGACCGACUACAGCGGCUACCGGACCCGGCUGGGACACCGCCUGCUCAAGUGCCGUCAGAAGCUGCACGUGGCCGCACGGCACCGGGGCAAGUACAACCACAAGUCGAGCACGGUGCAGCCAGAGCAGGUGGCCGAGGACGUGACAUAUGCGCAUCUGCUGAUCCUGUCGGCCGAGCGGGCCCACGCCCAGGCCGUGGCCAUGAAGACGGUCCAGUCGGCCAACGGCAAGAACAUCAACAACAGUGCUCGCUCGCACAUUGUCUCUCGCUUCGACAAGGCCGCCAAGUAUGCCGAGGAUCUGCUGGUCGUGCUGCAGGCCAACGCCAGCGGCGCCACGGCCGGCGACCGGCUCGAGGCCCGUGCCUAUGCCGCGUCGCUGCGGGGGGCUGCCGACCUGGAGCGUCGCAGCUGGCCGCGUAGCCUGGCGAGCUAUGCGGCCGCCUGGGCCAUCUACAGCGCGCUGGCCACAGCUGCAGCCACGGCCGGCCGUCCGGCCCAGGCCGACCUGUUCGGCGACCUCGUCGUCGAGAACGAGCAGUGGGUGCGCUAUGCGGCAUACCAGCUAAAGAAGCCGCGGUCCACGCCGAUCCCGAUGCUUGUGCGCGAGGCUCUGGAGACGUCGACCGACCUCGUGGCCACCAUCCACCAGAUCAGCCCGGUCGUGCUGCAGCCGGCCACGGCCACCGACGAUGCCGUGCUGGUUGACGCUGACAGCACCACGCCGCUCGUCGCCUCGACCCGCACGCUGACCUGGCGUUCGCGCGAGGUCCGCAUCGAAGACGCCCCCAUCGCGUCCGCCUGGGCCGCCCUCGAUCUCGCCCAGGCUCGGCUGCGUGUCGUGCUCGUCGCCGGUGCUGCUCGUUCGGCCGCGCCCAUGUCGCCUGGCGAACAGGCUGCCGCCUACGACGACGUGCUCACCGCCAGCCAGGACGCUGUCGACGCUACCAAGGCCGCCAUCGACGACCUCCGCGCCGAGGGCCUCCCCCAGAGCGAUCCUGCCGUCCAGCUGCUGUAUGUCGCCCGCACGGCCGCCAACUACGAGAUGAUUAGCUACCGGAUCGGCCGCAAUCGCGUGCUGACUGGCCCCCAUGAUGGCGCCGUCGUCCAGCUCAACCACGCGGCCAAGAGCCGGAGCAAGAGCAAGAGCAAGACCCCCGCCGCCCGUCCCGAGGCUCCCGGCCGCUUCCUCGCCCGGCUCAAGGAAAAGGUCGUCCUCUACGACGGCGUCCUGCAGAGCCUCGAGUCCGUCAAGGAGCUGCCCGGCGUCGCCGCUGAUACAGAGCUGUCCGCGCAGCUGGAUGCUACCGCAAAGUACUUUACCGCGCUAAAAUCCCUCGCUGUCAGCCGGUCCCACGACAUCGCCGGCAACGCGGCCAACGCCCUGGCCCUCGCCAAGCACGGCCUCGACCAGUGCACAGAGGCUGCUCCGACCCUGGCCAAGGUCGAGGAAACCGCAUCGCCCUCGCCAGAGGCCCAGUCGCCCCUGCGCACUAUCCAUGUCGGCACUGCCGACGUGCAGUUCCUGCUGGACCUGCUGCAGAACGAGGUGCAGCGCGGUCGCGCGCUCGUCAACAUCGAGACGCUGCAGCAAGCUGCCACAAAGGCGACCGCCACCACGACUACGCCCGCACUGGCCGAACAACUAUCCGUCUACCCACAGCAGCCCGUCGACCUGGCCAACAUUGUCGCCUAUCCGCCCCGCAUCGAACCCGUGCCCGUCAAGCCCAUCUUCCUCGAUAUCGCCUGGAACUACAUCGACUACCCCAGCAAGACGUCGGCUGCCGCCUCGGCCACGGCCGGCCAGACCGCCACGGGCGCACAGCAGAACGAACAGCCGCAGCAGCAACAGAAACGCGGCUGGUUCGGAUUUGGACGGUAG
Molecule: messenger RNA, 1929 nt
Organism: Grosmannia clavigera kw1407
Lineage: Eukaryota; Fungi; Ascomycota; Sordariomycetes; Ophiostomatales; Ophiostomataceae
Product: signal recognition particle
Exons: 3
Coding region: 1-1929 (642 amino acids)
Biological process (GO): SRP-dependent cotranslational protein targeting to membrane
Cellular component (GO): signal recognition particle, endoplasmic reticulum targeting
Molecular function (GO): 7S RNA binding; endoplasmic reticulum signal sequence receptor activity; signal recognition particle binding
Source: RefSeq, a predicted model, not a curated record